Phaedon cochleariae (mustard beetle) is the source of this 1349-nucleotide messenger RNA. The record is from the annotation of a GenBank genome assembly. NCBI's taxonomy places the organism in Eukaryota, Metazoa, Arthropoda, Insecta, Coleoptera, Chrysomelidae.
GAGUUAAUCAAGCUUCUGUGCAACUAUCCGAAAUCUGACUAUGAAACUCAUACUAGUUACUUUUUUACUCGUCUUAGUGGACAGUAGCAUAGUCAGAACUACACCAAUAAGAGAGGAGGCAGACAAUAUUUUCCUUGAAAGAUACACUCUCUCAUCAGUACCAAAUAUAGUUGAAGCAGAUGGGUAUCCACUCGAGAACUACUACGUCACUACCGGAGAUGGUUACAUCCUGAACGUCCAUCGCAUACCAUUUGGACGAAGCGGCAAGAAGAACAACAAGGUAGCCUACCUACAACAUGGUAUUCUCGCAUCGUCUUCCGACUGGAUCCUGAACGGCCCAGGAAAAGCGCUGGCUUACAUUCUGGCAGACGAAGGGUAUGACGUUUGGAUGGGUAACGUCAGAGGUAACAAAUACUCUCGCAAUCACAGCGUUUUCGACCCCGACACCGACUCCAGAUUCUGGCAAUUCAGCUGGCACGAUAUUGGUGUAGUCGAUGUCCCAACCAUAAUAGAUUUCGUUCUAGAAAAAACUGGAGCAGAUGGUGUUUACUACGCUGGACAUUCUCAAGGUACCACAGUAUUUUACGUUAUGACAUCGAUGAAACCAGAAUACAAUUCCAAGAUUAAGGCACAAGUCAGUUUGGCGCCAAUCGCUUACAUGAGCCAUCUCACCAGUCCAUUACUGAGGAUCGUAGCUUUCUGGGAAAAACCAGCUGCAUUUUUAUUGGACCUCAUUGGGAUGGACGAAUUUCUACCUAGUCACGGAUUCAUGGCAAUGCUAAGUAGUAAAGUAUGCACCGAAGGGAUAGGUUCGCUACUUUGUGGUAACGUUUUGUUCGCUCUUUGCGGAUUUAGUCCAGAACAGAUGAACACAACAGAAAUACCUGUCAUUAUGGCUAAUACUCCUGCAGGUUCUUCUACCAAACAAAUUCUCCACUAUGGCCAGGGAAUUUCAUCGGGGAAAUUUCGUCAGUACGAUUUCGGAGCGGUGGCUAACAAUAAAAAGUACGGAUCGAUAUGGCCUCCAGCGUAUGACUUGGGAAAAAUAACUGCACCAACCUAUUUAAUCUACAGCAAAAAUGAUUGGUUGGCUGCGAUUAAAGAUGUCGAACAACUUUAUGGGGAACUAGGUGGGCCAAAGGCAAAGUUUUUGGUUACUGAUUAUAUGUUCAAUCACCUGGACUUUACUUUUGGCAUUGAUGCCCCUAAACUGAUUUAUUCAAAAGUAGUUAGUUUAUUCAGUAGACAUUAAGGAAUAUCUGGGUAUUCAAUGUAUUUUAUUUGAUGUUCACUUUCCAUAUUGGAAAUCUAAGACUGUAUCUCACCGAAAAAAUAUAUAAUGUUCAGAA